Molecule: messenger RNA, 885 nt
Organism: Phoenix dactylifera (date palm)
Lineage: Eukaryota; Viridiplantae; Streptophyta; Magnoliopsida; Arecales; Arecaceae
Source: RefSeq, a predicted model, not a curated record
GGGGGGACAGAGAGCGAGAGAGAGAGAUGGGAUCUCAUCGAACGGCGGUAGGCGUGGGGGGGUGGGUGUUAGGGCUGGCGCUGGCGUCGGCGUCGUGGUGUCUUGCCGUGGAAGCGGAUGGAGGAGGAGGAGGAGGAGGAGGAGGAGGGGCGAAAGGGCGGUUGCUGCUGGGCUUCAGGGAGACGCAGGGGAACGCUUCCUUUCAGUGCUCUCCCUCCGGCCCCUGCCUCCCCUGCCAGUACUCCGAAAAGAAUGAUGAGAAGUAUCGUUGCAGUGAAACUGGCUAUCGUGUGCCAUUAAAAUGUGUAGAAAUACAAGAUGGUGUGAAUGAUGAAAUUAAUAAAAUCCACAGAAGGCUCUCCUCUCUUCAAGAGCAUAGCAAAGCAGUGCAGAAAAAUUUGCUUACUGCAAUAACUAAUUACAAAUGGAGAAAGUUGUUGGACGAUUCAUUCACCUCCGAAGGUGGGAAACGGGGUUACAUCACCUAUAGGAGCUGUGUUCCAGUUGACGAUGAAGAAAAGUUGUCAGUCCUUGGUUUUGAGGUGAUUAUGGUGGGGCUGUUACUUAUCAGCGGGCCGGUUGUAUAUUUAAGGCAAAAACGUACUAUAAUCAUGCCAGGAGCUGGAGCUAUGAGAAUCCCAACCAACUCUCCUAGGUUCUAGUGGAGCAGACCAAGGAUGGGCCGAUCCACUACACGAAUAUCAUCCUGUGUAACCUGUUUGUUGUGAUUUUCCUUUUCAUCUCCUUUUAAUUUGCUCUUUUACUUAGAUCUGGCAUGGCCAAGGUAACAUUAUAUUUUAUUGUCUGUAAAGAGAAGAAAUGAAGCUUCAUGAUCAAUUCCUUGUAGCAUGAUUUAAUUCUUAUAAAAGUUUAUUUACUAUUUCC